This is a messenger RNA of Symbiodinium necroappetens, 525 nucleotides long. NCBI's taxonomy places the organism in Eukaryota, Dinophyceae, Suessiales, Symbiodiniaceae. The record is from the annotation of a GenBank genome assembly.
AUGACCACCUACCCACAGCACGAUGUCUACGUGGAAGACGAGGAUGGUGCAUUAUCCGAAAUGCCGUUCAAUGACCACAAGAAGCUGGGGAAAGAGGCCAAGGAGGCUUGGCAAGCUUUGGCCCUGCCUUGGGCCAGCGGACCCCGUGGCGGCCGGGAGGGUGGCGAGUUUGUGUCACAGGUGCAAAACCUGGCGAAGUCUGCAGCAGACCACUGCGUGGCCAUGAGGAUCUACAAGGAAGACUCUGGCAAAAGCACAGCCAAGCUACACGAGCCGGCCAAAGAGGCGUAUUCUCAGUUUGAGACGGCCAGUCGUGUACUGGAAGAAAUGCACGCCGUGCUGGCCCAUGCCCUGUACAAGCGCAUCGUCGAGUUGCUUUGGGCUGUCAGCUGGCAUGUUGCCAACACGGUGGCUGCCAAGCGGGAAGAGCAGGAGGAGGAAGAGGAAGAGAAGGAGGAUGAUGCAGAGGAGGACGAGGAGGAAGGUGAGGAUGAAGAGGACGAAGAGGAAGACGAGGAAGACGAG